CGCGCUGUCCUCCUCCUCCUCCUCCUCCUCCGUGGCGGCGGCAUCCUCUUCCUCCUCGGCCGACCUCGGCUCGGCUAUGGAGACGGGGCUGCUCCCCAACCACAAACUGAAAGCCGUUGGCGAGGCCCCCGCCGCACCGCCCCAUCACCACCACCACCACCACCACCACCAUGCCCACCACCACCACCAGCAGCAUGCCCACCAUCACCACCUCCUCCUCCACCACCACCACCACCACGCACUACAGCAGCAGCUAAACCAGUUCCAGCAGCAGCAGCAGCAGCAGCAGGAGCAGCAGCAGCAGCAACAUCCCAUUUCCAACAACAGCCUGGGAGGCGCGGGUGGCGGCGCGCCUCUGCCCUGCCCGGAUAUGGAACAGCCGCAACAUGGACGCUCCAAGGACUGUGCCUCGGGCAAUCAGACCGAACCCCAGGGCCAGCCUCUACUGAGCAAGCCGGCCGAUGAGGACGACGCGCCGCCCAAGAUGGGGGAGCCUACGGGUGGCCGCUUCGAGCACCCGGGCCUGGGCGCCCAGCAGCAGCAGCAGCAGCAGCAGCAGCAGCAGCAGCAGCAACAGCAGCAGCAACAGCAGCAGCAGCAGCAACAGCAGCAGCAGCAGCAACAGCAGCAGCAGCAGCAGCAGCAACCACCGGUCGCCGUGCCCGGGGGUGGCAGCGGCGGUGGCGGCUCCGCGGCCGUCUCGGAGUUUAAUAAUUACUAUGGUAGCGCUGCCCCUGCUAGCGGCGGCCCCGGCGGCCGCACUGGGCCUUGCUUUGAUCAACAUGGCGGACAACAAAGCCCCGGGAUGGGGAUGAUGCACUCCGCCUCCACCGCCGCAGGAACCCCCAACAGUAUGGACCCCCUGCACAACUCCCACGAAGGGUACCCCAACAGCCAGUACAACCAUUAUCCGGGUUACAGCCGGCCCGGCGCGGGCGGCGGCGGCGGAGGAGGAGGAGGCAGCGGAGGAGGAGGAGGAGGAGGAGGAGGUGGAGGAGGAGGAGGAGGAGCAGCAGCAGCAGGAGCGGGAGCUGUGGCGGCGGCGGCCGCGGCGGCGGCGGCGGCAGCAGCAGCAGGAGGCGGCGGCGGCGGCGGCGGUGGCGGCGGCGGCGGCGGCGGCGGCAGCUAUGGGGGCUCGUCCUCGGGGUACGGGGUGUUGAGCUCCCCUCGGCAGCAAGGCGGCGGCGGCGGCGGCGGCGGCAUGAUGAUGGGCCCCGGGGGCGGCGGGGCCGCGAGCCUCAGCAAGGCGGCCGCCGGCACGGCGGCCGGGGGUUUCCAACGCUUCGCCGGACAGAAUCAGCACCCGUCGGGGGCCACGCCGACCCUCAACCAGCUGCUCACGUCGCCCAGCCCCAUGAUGCGGAGCUACGGGGGCAGCUACCCCGACUACAGCAGCCCCAGCGCGCCUCCGCCGCCGCCGCCGCCGUCGCAGCCCCAGUCCCAGGCGGCGGCGGCGGCAGCGGCAGCGGCGGCGGCGGCGGCGGCGGCCGCGGGGGCGGCGGCGGGCGGCCAGCAGGCGUCCGCGGGCAUGGGCUUGGGCAAGGACUUGAGCUCUCCGUACGCCGCUGCCAGCCCGGCCUGGGCGGCCGCACAACAAAGAAGUCACCCGGCGAUGAGCCCCGGCACUCCCGGACCCACCAUGGGCAGAUCCCAGGGCAGUCCAAUGGAUCCAAUGGUGAUGAAGAGACCUCAGUUGUACGGGAUGGGCAGUAACCCUCAUUCCCAGCCACAGCAGAGCAGUCCAUACCCAGGAGGCUCCUACGGACCCCCAGGCGCGCAGCGGUACCCCCUGAGCAUGCAAGGCCGAGCUCCAGGGGCCCUGGGAGGCCUGCAGUACCCGCAGCAGCAGAUGCCACCUCAGUACGGACAGCAAGGUGUGAGUGGUUACUGCCAACAAGGCCAACAGCCAUAUUACAGCCAGCAGCCGCAGCCCCCGCACCUUGCGCCCCAGGCGCAGUACCUGCAGUCCCAGCCACAGCAGAGGUACCAGCCGCAGCAGGACUUGUCUCAGGAAGGCUAUGGAACUAGAUCUCAACCUCCUCUGGCUCCAGGAAAACCCAACCAUGAAGACUUGAAUUUAAUACAACAGGAAAGACCGUCAAGUUUACCAGUUGAAGUCCUGGCCUCGGAGGAUGCCGCCUUUGGACUCAAGGACUUGUCUGGCUCCAUCGAUGACCUCCCCACUGGGACAGAAGCAACUCUGAGCUCUGCAGUCAGUGCCUCUGGGUCCACAAGCAGCCAGGGGGACCAGAGCAACCCAGCUCAGUCACCUUUUUCUCCACACGCAUCACCCCAUCUCUCCAGCAUCCCGGGGGGCCCAUCACCUUCUCCUGUUGGCUCACCUGUAGGAAGCAACCAGUCCCGAUCUGGCCCAAUUUCUCCUGCAAGUAUUCCAGGUAGCAGCCAGAUGCCUCCUCAGCCACCUGGAAGCCAGUCAGAAUCCAGUUCCCAUCCUGCCUUGAGCCAGUCACCAAUGCCACAGGAAAGAGGUUUCAUGGCAGGCUCACAGAGAAACCCUCAGAUGUCUCAGUAUGGACCGCAGCAGGCAGGACCAUCCAUGUCACCUCAUCCUUCUCCUGGGGGCCAGAUGCAUCCUGGAAUCAGUAGCUUUCAGCAGAGUAACUCCAGUGGCACUUACGGUCCACAGAUGAGCCAGUAUGGACCCCAAGGUAACUACUCCAGACCCCCAACGUAUAGUGGGGUGCCCAGUGCAAGCUACAGUGGCCCAGGUCCUGGCAUGGGUAUCAAUGCCAACAACCAGAUGCAUGGACAGGGGCCAAGCCAACCAUGUGGUGCUAUGCCCCUGGGACGGAUGCCAUCAGCUGGGAUGCAGAACAGACCAUUUCCUGGAAACAUGAGCAGCGUGACCCCCAGUUCUCCCGGCAUGGCUCAGCAGGGAGGGCCAGGAAUGGGGCCACCAAUGCCCACUGUGAACCGUAAGGCCCAGGAGGCCGCCGCAGCCGUGAUGCAGGCUGCCGCGAACUCGGCACAAAGCAGGCAAGGCAGUUUUCCUGGCAUGAACCAGAGUGGACUCAUGGCCUCCAGCUCUCCCUACAGCCAACCCAUGAACAACAGCUCCAGCCUGAUGAACACACAGACGCCACCCUACAGCAUGACGCCGGCCAUGGUGAACAGCUCCACAGCAUCUAUGGGUCUUGCAGAUAUGAUGUCUCCUGGUGAAUCCAAACUGUCCGUGCCUCUCAAAGCAGACGGCAAAGAAGAAGGCGCGCCCCAGCCCGAGAGCAAGUCGAAGGAUAGCUACAGCUCUCAGGGUAUCUCUCAGCCCCCAACCCCAGGCAACCUGCCCGUCCCUUCCCCCAUGUCCCCCAGCUCUGCUAGCAUCUCCUCCUUUCAUGGAGAUGAGAGUGAUAGCAUUAGCAGCCCAGGCUGGCCAAAGACUCCAUCAAGCCCUAAGUCCAGCUCAUCCACCUCCACUGGGGAGAAGAUCACAAAAGUGUACGAGCUUGGGAACGAGCCAGAGAGGAAGCUGUGGGUUGACCGAUACCUGACUUUCAUGGAGGAGAGGGGCUCCCCUGUGUCCAGUCUGCCCGCAGUGGGCAAAAAGCCCCUGGACCUAUUCCGACUCUAUGUCUGCGUCAAAGAGAUUGGAGGUUUGGCACAGGUUAAUAAAAACAAGAAGUGGCGUGAGCUGGCCACCAAUCUAAAUGUUGGCACUUCAAGCAGCGCCGCGAGCUCCCUGAAAAAGCAGUAUAUUCAGUACCUGUUCGCGUUCGAGUGCAAGACGGAGCGCGGCGAGGAGCCCCCCCCUGAAGUCUUCAGCACCGGGGACACGAAGAAGCAGAAGCUCCAGCCGCCGUCCCCGGCUAACUCAGGAUCCUUGCAAGGCCCACAGACCCCACAGUCCACUGGCAGCAACUCAAUGGCAGAGGUUCCAGGCGACCUGAAGCCACCUACCCCAGCCUCCACUCCUCAUGGUCAGAUGGCCCCCAUGCAGGGUGGAAGAAGCAGUACAAUCAGUGUGCACGACCCGUUCUCAGAUGUGAGUGACUCAUCGUACCCGAAACGGAACUCCAUGACUCCAAACACCCCAUACCAGCAGGGCAUGAGCAUGCCAGACAUGAUGGGCAGGAUGCCCUAUGAACCCAACAAGGACCCAUUUGGUGGAAUGAGAAAAGUGCCUGGAAGUAGCGAGCCCUUCAUGACGCAAGGACAGAUGGCCAAUAGCAGCAUGCAGGACAUGUAUAACCAAAGUCCCUCAGGAGCGAUGUCCAACCUGGGCAUGGGGCAGCGGCAGCAGUUUCCCUAUGGGGCCAGUUAUGACCGAAGGCAUGAACCCUACGGGCAGCAGUAUCCUGGCCAAGGGCCUCCCACAGGACAGCCGCCGUAUGGACACCAGCCCGGCCUAUACCCGCAGCAGCCGAAUUACAAACGCCAUAUGGAUGGCGUGUACGGGCCUCCAGCCAAGCGCCACGAGGGAGACAUGUACAGCAUGCAGUACGGCAGCCAGCAGCCCGAGCUGUACAACCAGUAUGGAAGCUCGUACUCCGGCCCCGACCGGAGGCCCAUGCAGGGACAGUACCCCUACCCCUACAACAGAGAGAGGGUGCAGGGCCCAGGCCAGAUGCAGCCCCAUGGAAUCCCGCCUCAGAUGAUGGGGGGCCCAAUGCAGUCAUCCUCCAGCGAAGGGCCUCAGCAGAAUAUGUGGGCAGCUCGCAACGAUAUGCCUUACCCCUACCAAAACAGGCAAGGCCCAGGCGGCCCCACACAGGCACCCCCUUACCCGGGCAUGAACCGCACAGAUGAGAUGAUGGUGCCUGAUCAGAGGGUCAACCACGAGAGCCAGUGGCCUUCUCACGUCAGCCAGCGCCAGCCUUACCUGUCGUCGUCAGCCUCCAUGCAGCCCAUCACGCGCCCUCCUCAGUCAUCCUACCAGACGCCACCGUCUCUGCCGAACCACAUCUCCAGGGCUCCCAGCCCCGCCUCCUUCCAGCGCUCCCUGGAGAGCCGCAUGUCUCCAAGCAAGUCUCCCUUUCUACCCGCCAUGAAGAUGCAGAAGGUCAUGCCCACGGUCCCCUCCUCCCAGGUCACCGGGCCACCCCCGCAGCCACCUCCAAUCAGAAGGGAGGUUACCUUCCCUCCAGGCUCUGUGGAAGCCUCCCAGCCAGUCCUGAAACAGAGGCGGAAGAUUACCUCCAAAGAUAUCGUUACUCCUGAGGCAUGGCGUGUGAUGAUGUCCCUUAAGUCAGGUCUGUUGGCUGAAAGUACUUGGGCUCUGGAUACCAUCAACAUUCUCCUAUAUGACGACAGCACUGUUGCUACUUUCAACCUCUCCCAGCUGUCUGGAUUCCUCGAACUGUUAGUGGAGUACUUUAGGAAAUGCCUGAUUGACAUUUUCGGGAUUCUUAUGGAAUACGAAGUGGGUGGCCCCAGCCAGAAAGCACUUGAUCACCGUGCUGGAAAGAAGGAUGACAGCCAGUCCUUGGGAGACGAUUCUGGGAGAGAGGAAGAAGACGCUGACUGUCUUGAUGAAGAUGAGGACGAGGACGAUGAAGAGGAAGAUGACGACAAGACAGAACCCGAGGCAAAGAGCAGUGCUGCCCUCACUGCUCCAGAUGCCACCACGGACCCCACGGAGAAGCCCAAACAGGCCAGUAAGUUUGACAAGCUGCCCAUAAAGAUUGUCAAAAAGAACAACCUGUUUGUGGUAGACCGGUCUGACAAGCUGGGCCGGGUGCAGGAGUUCAACAGCGGGCUCCUGCACUGGCAGCUCGGAGGCGGCGACACCACUGAGCAUAUCCAGACUCACUUCGAGAGCAAGAUGGAAAUCCCCCCUCGCAGACGCCCACCGCCCCCUUUAAGCUCCACGGGUAGAAAGAAAGAGCCAGAAGGCAAAGGCGAUUCCGAAGAGCAGCCAGAGAAAAGCAUCAUCGCCACCAUUGAUGAUGUUCUGUCCGCCCGGCCAGGGGCCCUGCCUGAAGACGCCAACCCAGGGCCCCAGACCGACAGCAGCAAGUUUCCCUUUGGAAUCCAGCAGGCCAAAAGCCACCGGAACAUCAGGCUGCUGGAAGAUGAGCCCAGGAGCCGAGAUGAGACGCCCCUGUGCACCAUUGCGCACUGGCAGGACUCACUGGCCAAGCGCUGCAUCUGUGUGUCCAAUAUCGUGCGGAGCUUGUCCUUCGUGCCUGGCAACGACGCCGAGAUGUCCAAACACCCAGGCUUGGUGCUGAUCCUGGGGAAGCUCAUCCUGCUUCACCAUGAGCAUCCAGAGAGAAAACGAGCGCCGCAGACCUAUGAGAAGGAGGAGGACGAGGACAAGGGGGUGGCCUGCAGCAAGGACGAGUGGUGGUGGGACUGCCUCGAGGUCCUGCGGGAUAACACGCUGGUCACGUUGGCCAACAUCUCCGGGCAGCUAGACUUGUCUGCGUACACGGAGAGCAUCUGCUUGCCGAUCCUGGAUGGCUUGCUGCACUGGAUGGUGUGCCCGUCUGCAGAGGCACAGGACCCCUUUCCCACUGUGGGGCCCAACUCGGUCCUGUCGCCUCAGAGACUCGUGCUGGAGACCCUCUGUAAACUGAGCAUCCAGGACAACAAUGUGGACCUGAUCUUGGCCACACCUCCGUUUAGUCGUCAGGAGAAAUUCUAUGCUACAUUAGUUAGGUACGUUGGGGAUCGCAAAAACCCAGUUUGUCGAGAAAUGUCCAUGGCGCUUUUAUCGAACCUUGCCCAGGGGGACGCUCUGGCAGCAAGGGCCAUCGCUGUGCAGAAGGGAAGCAUCGGAAACUUAAUAAGCUUCCUGGAGGAUGGGGUCACGAUGGCGCAGUACCAGCAGAGCCAGCAUAACCUCAUGCACAUGCAACCCCCGCCUCUGGAACCCCCUAGCAUAGACAUGAUGUGCAGGGCGGCCAAGGCUUUGCUGGCCAUGGCCAGAGUGGACGAAAACCGCUCAGAAUUCCUUUUGCACGAGGGUCGGUUGCUGGAUAUCUCUAUAUCAGCUGUCCUGAACUCUCUGGUUGCAUCUGUCAUCUGUGAUGUACUCUUUCAGAUUGGGCAGUUAUGACAUAAGUGGGAAGGCAAGCAUGUGUGAGUGAAGAUAGAGGGUCACAUAGAACUGGCUGUUUCUGUUCUUGUUUAUCCAGCGUAGGAAGAAGGAAACGAAAAUCUUUGCUCCUCUGCCCCAUUCACUAUUUACCAAUUGGGAAUUAAAGAAAUCAUUAAUUUGAACAGUUAUAAAAUUAAUAUUUGCUGUCCGUGUGUAUAAGUACAUCCUUUGGGUUUUGUUUUCUUUUUUUAACCAAAGUUGCUGUCUAGUGCAUUCAAGGGUCACUUUUUAUUUUUCACAGAUUUUCUCUUGUUGUUUUCCAUGUUGUGUUGCAGUUUUGGGGGAAGCAAAUUGACUCUAAAGAGAAAAGAGUUUUGGCAAAAAUGAAUAAAUAAAUAAAUAAUGCUAAGAUGGGAAAAUUUCACCACACAGAGGCAAAAAGGUGAAAAAUUACCAAUUUCUUAGGAGGUUUAUUCUUCAGAGAAUGAAAAAAAGAAAAGAAAAGAAACUGCAUCCCAUCACCCACAGCUCUGUGCAAUAGAAACUUCUAGAAAUAAAGGCAUAGGGGCUUGAGGAGGUGUGUCAGUCAGUAGUCAGAACUAUGAGUGAUACUGGUUUCUUCACAGGAAAAAUGGUUACAUUAGGCUAGGAGCAAAAACAAUGUUUUCAGUUAGGAGAGAAAAUACAGACCUGACAGCAGUCAGUGGAAACUGCUUCCUCACCGCACCGCUGUGUCUGCUAUCUGUCGUUUGGCCUCCACAUGACAGCUCUUCACAAUUCCUUUAAUCAUUUUUUAAAUAUUUUUUUUACUGCCUGUGGGCUGUGAUGUAUAUAGAAGUUGUACAUUAAACAUACCCUCAUUUUUUUCUUUUCUUUUUUUUUUUUUAGUACAAAGUUUUUAGUUUCUUUUUCAUGAUGUGGUAACUACAAAGUGAUGGUAGAUUUAAAUAAUUUUUUAUUUUUAUUUUAUAUAUUUUUUCAUUAGGACCAUAUCUCCAAAAAAAAGAAACAAAAAAUACAAAAAACAAAAACAAACAAAAAAAAAACAAAAAAACAGAGGGUAAUGUACAAGUUUCUGUAUGUAUAAAGUCAUGCUCUAUUUCGGGAGAGCGGCUGGUCACGAUUUGCUUCAUGAAUCAAGGUGUGGAAAUGGUCGCAUAUGGAUUGAUUUAGAACAUGGUUAUCAGUACAGACAAAAACAGGAAAAAAAAAAAACUACAACUAAAAGGAAGAAACACAACUUCAAAGAUUUUUCAGUGACGAGAAUCCACAUUUGUAUUUCAAGAUAAUGUAGUUUAAAAAAAAGAAAAAGAAAAAAACCUUGAUGUAAAUUCCUCCUUUUCCUCUGGCUUAAUGAAUAUCAUUUAUUCAGUAUAAAAUCUUUAUAUGUUCCACAUGUUAAGAAUAAAUGUACAUUAAAUCUUGUUAA
Molecule: messenger RNA, 8429 nt
Organism: Jaculus jaculus (lesser Egyptian jerboa)
Lineage: Eukaryota; Metazoa; Chordata; Mammalia; Rodentia; Dipodidae
Gene: Arid1b
Product: AT-rich interaction domain 1B
Exons: 21
Coding region: 77-7018 (2313 amino acids)
Biological process (GO): positive regulation of DNA-templated transcription; regulation of transcription by RNA polymerase II; chromatin remodeling
Cellular component (GO): SWI/SNF complex; nucleoplasm; nBAF complex
Molecular function (GO): nucleosome binding; DNA binding
Source: RefSeq, a predicted model, not a curated record